Messenger RNA from Stereum hirsutum FP-91666 SS1, 3399 nucleotides. RefSeq lists its product as uncharacterized. Gene Ontology annotation, molecular function: nucleotide binding; 3'-5'-DNA exonuclease activity; DNA-directed DNA polymerase activity. Gene Ontology annotation, cellular component: delta DNA polymerase complex. The record is from RefSeq and is a predicted model, not a curated record. Lineage: Eukaryota; Fungi; Basidiomycota; Agaricomycetes; Russulales; Stereaceae. The transcript has 26 exons. Gene Ontology annotation, biological process: nucleotide-excision repair, DNA gap filling; DNA-templated DNA replication; DNA replication proofreading. The annotation marks the transcript as partial.
CAUGGCGGGACCUAAGCGUACGACGAAGGAGAAUUUGCCACAUAAAUCCAGAGAGGCAGACAACGCUGAGCCGGCAGCCAAGAGAAGAAAACUUGGCACGCAAACCUCAGGGUCACAAUCACUUCCUACCCAAUCAUCGUUCGCCGAUGUUCUGCAAAAGUUGAAGGAGGAGAGCGCCGACGGGGCUGAGGCAGAAGGUGGUGCAGGCCUGUGGUCGCGCCCUGAGCUACCCGCAAUCGACGAGAAGAAGGACAGUAUUGUCUUCCAGCAAAUUGAUGUUGAAGAGUCGGUGGACGCUUCUUCAGGACAAGUUACCAUUCGUAUGUUUGGUGUGACUGAGGCUGGACAUAGCGUUCUCAUGCAUGUCACACAAUUCUCUCCAUAUUUCUACAUUCCUGUCCCGCGAGGCUUCACAAACGAAGAUGUCAAUGCCUUCAGAGACCACCUCGACGCUUCUGCGGGAGGUGUGCGUGCAGUUGAGCUCGUGCAAAAGCGGAGUCUAUGGGGUUACAAGGGAGACGACCUCGUGAUGUUCGCGAAAAUCACUGUGACCGAUCCAAAAGCGUUACCCAGGGUUAGAGGCGUCUUCGAAAGGGGGGAGUGUUCGUUCCGUGAUUUGUUCAAGGGCAUUGUUAGCACAUACGAGAGCAAUAUAGCUUACACGCUGCGCUUCAUGAUUGACACCAAAGUCGUGGGUAUGAACUGGAUCGAGGUGCCCGCCGGCAAGUACAUGAUAAACAAAGGCAAGAGUAAGAAGUCGCAGUGCCAGAUUGAAAUGACUGUCAGGUGGAACGAUUUCAUCUCUCAUCCGCCUGACGGGCAGUGGUCCAAGCUGGCUCCUCUCCGAGUACUCAGCUUCGAUAUUGAGUGUGCGGGUCGAAAGGGUAUAUUCCCCGAGGCUAACGUCGAUCCUGUCAUCCAGAUUGCCAAUAUGGUAACUCGACAAGGAGAAUCGAAACCCUUCAUUCGCAAUAUCUUCACGUUGAACACUUGCUCCCACAUCGUCGGGUCCCAAGUAUUGUCGUUCGACGACGAGAGGGAGAUGUUGCAAGCUUGGUGCAACUUCAUCAACGAGGCAGACCCUGAUGUUGUUAUUGGGUAUAACAUAUCCAAUUUCGAUCUGCCAUAUUUGCUAGAUCGUGCAAAGGCCCUCAAGGUGGAUGAUUUCCCGUACUUUGGGAGGAUCAAAGGUAACAAGACCCAAGUCAAGGACACGCACUUCUCGUCGAAAGCCUUUGGUCAGCGUGACUCAAAGGAGACUACCAUGGAUGGAAGACUGCAGCUCGAUCUUCUGCAGUAUAUGCAGCGGGAGCACAAACUUCGGAGCUAUACGCUGAACUCCGUCUGUGCUCAGUUCCUUGGCGAACAGAAGGAGGAUGUCCACCACUCCGUCAUCACGGAACUUCAGAAUGGUACUUCUGAAUCACGUCGACGUUUGGCGGUGUACUGUUUGAAGGAUGCGUACCUGCCGCAAAGACUUAUGGACAAGCUGAUGUGUUUUGUCAACUACACUGAGAUGGCUCGUGUGACGGGCGUGCCUUUCAACUACCUUCUCUCGCGUGGUCAAUCUAUCAAGGUGCUGUCGCAGCUUUUCCGGAAAGCUAAUGACGAAGGAUACGUCGUUCCUUCUCUGAAGGGCGAAGGAUCGGACGAGCAGUAUGAAGGUGCUACUGUCAUCGAGCCCAAGAAAGGUUACUACGACGCGCCGAUUGCGACGCUAGAUUUCAGCUCUCUGUACCCGUCCAUCAUGAUGGCCCACAACCUCUGCUACACAACGUUGCUGGAUAAGAAUACCAUCGACCGCCUCAACCUCCAGAAGGACAUCGACUACAUCCAGACGCCCAAUAACGACUUCUUUAUCAAGUCGCACAAACGGAAGGGACUUUUGCCCACCGUUCUCGAGGACCUGAUCGGAGCUCGUAAGAGGGCGAAGGCAGACUUAAAGAACGAGACUGAUCCUUUCAAACGCGCCGUUCUUGACGGUCGGCAGCUCGCUUUGAAGGUCAGUGCAAACUCCGUGUAUGGUUUUACAGGAGCAACCAUCGGAAAGCUGCCUUGCCUGCCCAUCUCAUCGAGCGUCACCUCCUACGGUCGUCAGAUGAUUGAGAAGACGAAGUCGGAAGUGGAAGCAGAAUACUGUGUCGCCAAUGGCCACUCGCACGACGCAAAAGUCAUCUAUGGUGAUACAGAUUCCGUCAUGGUGAAGUUCGGUCCUCCAGAUCUCGAGAAGGUUAUGCAACUAGGCAGUGAAGCGGCCGAGUUCGUCACACAGAAAUUCGUCAAGCCGAUCAAGCUCGAGUUCGAGAAGGUUUAUUUCCCGUACUUGCUCAUCAGCAAGAAACGAUAUGCCGGUCUGUACUGGACGAGGCCGGAUAAGUACGACAAGAUGGACUCGAAGGGCAUUGAGACUGUUCGUCGGGAUAACUGUCGGCUGGUAUCCACCGUCAUCGAGACUUGCCUGCACAAAAUGUUGAUCGAUCGGGACGUGAAGGGUGCUGAGGACUACACCAAACAGGUCAUCUCUGACCUUCUGCAAAACAAGGUCGACAUGUCGCAGCUCGUCAUCACCAAAGCGUUGGCCAAAGCAGACUAUGCAGCAAAGCAAGCCCAUGUAGAGUUGGCAGAAAGGAUGAAGCAGCGUGAUGCUGGAUCUGCUCCUGCUUUGGGUGAUCGUGUGGCGUAUGUCAUUGUGAAGGGCAUCAAAGGUGCUGCUGCGUAUGAGAAGUCGGAAGACCCGAUAUACGUCCUCGAGAACAGCAUUCCAAUUGACACCAAAUAUUACCUCGAGAACCAGCUUUCGAAGCCCCUCAUGCGUAUCUUUGAACCUAUUCUUGGUGACAAGGCUUCAUCGCUGUUGUCGGGUGACCAUACACGGACGAUUCAGAUCGCUACACCAACGGUAGGCGGACUGAUGAAGUUCGCCGUCAAGACUAUGACUUGUUUGGGCUGUAAGACUGCUCUACGACCGAACAACAGCGUGAAAGGCGGUGCCGUCUGCAACAACUGCCGACCCCGGCUAGGGGAGCUAUAUCAGAAACAAGUCUCUACCACAUCUGCUAUGCAAGUUAGCUUCUCCCGUCUUUGGACUCAAUGCCAACGGUGUCAAGGAUCAUUGCAUCAGGACGUCUUAUGCAGCAGUAAAGACUGUCCGAUUUUCUACAUGCGGAAAAAGGCACAAAAGGAUGUUGAAGACGCCGGCGGAGUACUAGAGAGGUUUGACAAUGAAGUGUGGUGAGGUGAUACGUUCCGGUGUGAAAGAGGCGUUAUGCUGUGUUUGUGUCCAUGGUUUGGGAGAGUUUGUUUUCACCCUGUAUUAGUAGCAAGGUUUUGUAUAGCAUCGCAUAGUUUGAUUCUCUGUCUCCUAGAAUCGGUACCUUCAUAAAAUACACCUCCAAUCAG